This is a messenger RNA of Pan troglodytes (chimpanzee), 3509 nucleotides long. RefSeq names its product Spi-C transcription factor (gene SPIC). The coding region runs from base 247 to 993 and encodes 248 amino acids. The record is from RefSeq and is a predicted model, not a curated record. Lineage: Eukaryota; Metazoa; Chordata; Mammalia; Primates; Hominidae. Gene Ontology annotation, molecular function: sequence-specific DNA binding; DNA-binding transcription factor activity, RNA polymerase II-specific. Gene Ontology annotation, biological process: cell differentiation; regulation of transcription by RNA polymerase II. The transcript is spliced from 6 exons. Gene Ontology annotation, cellular component: nucleus.
AACAGCUAUUUAAUGCAACUCUGCCAGUGUGUUCUUGAUGGUUAUGUCUUAACAAUUCUAAUUUUUAAAAAAAUUAUUACUAUUUUUUUUCAUCAGAGCCAUUGCACUGGAAAAUAAUUUUUUAUUUUCAUGAUAGCCUACCGUUGAAUUUACCGUUCUGAUAUUAAUGAAACAUCUCUAUAAAGGGUUGAAGUGUCUUCCCGCAACAAUUGCUAAGGAACAGAAUUGUCAAUUUAUUAAUGAAAUAUGACGUGUGUUGAACAAGACAAGCUGGGUCAAGCAUUUGAAGAUGCUUUUGAGGUUCUGAGGCAACAUUCAACUGGAGAUCUUCAGUACUCGCCAGAUUACAGAAAUUACCUGGCUUUAAUCAACCAUCGUCCUCAUGUCAAAGGAAAUUCCAGCUGCUAUGGAGUGUUGCCUACAGAGGAGCCUGUCUAUAAUUGGAGAACGGUAAUUAACAGUGCUGCGGACUUCUAUUUUGAAGGAAAUAUUCAUCAAUCUCUGCAGAACAUAACUGAAAACCAGCUGGUACAACCCACUGUUCUCCAGCAAAAGGGGGGAAAAGGCAGGAAGAAGCUCCGACUGUUUGAAUACCUUCACGAAUCCCUGUAUAAUCCGGAGAUGGCAUCUUGUAUUCAGUGGGUAGAUAAAACCAAAGGCAUCUUUCAGUUUGUAUCAAAAAACAAAGAAAAACUUGCCGAGCUUUGGGGGAAAAGAAAAGGCAACAGGAAGACCAUGACUUACCAGAAAAUGGCCAGGGCACUCAGAAAUUACGGAAGAAGUGGGGAAAUUACCAAAAUCCGGAGGAAGCUGACUUACCAGUUCAGUGAGGCCAUUCUCCAAAGACUCUCUCCAUCCUAUUUCCUGGGGAAAGAGAUCUUCUAUUCACAAUGUGUUCAACCUGAUCAAGAAUAUCUCAGUUUAAAUAACUGGAAUGCAAAUUAUAAUUAUACAUAUGCCAAUUACCAUGAGCUAAAUCACCAUGAUUGCUAAAUAUACUUUCAUAUUUCAUGGUUUACUGGCAUCGGAAAUCUCUACAAGUUUUAAUGAUUUCUCCCUCCCUCUCUUUUUUUCCUCCUCUGAAGAAAUUUAGGAUUUUUCUCUUAAAGCAAAUACUAAAGAGGAAAAAAAAUUAACUUUAUUGUUGCUUUUAUCAAAGAGUAUGUAAUCUAUACUAACUUGUUGGGAAAUUCUGCCAAUGAACAACUUUUUUAUAAUACUUUGUGAAGAUUCAAUGAACAACUUCAUUGUUUCAAAUGAUCAAGCCCAUUUGAAAGUAUAGACUAAGGUCCUUGCUCUGCUCUUACUAUUCUCUCUCUAUUAAAAUUUUUAUUUUUUUAUUUUAUUAUUUUUUAAAGAGGUCUCAGCCAAGAUAAUUUUUUAUUUUUAUGGAUUUAGGAGUACAAGUGCAGUUUUGUUGCUUUGAUAUAUUGCGUAGUGGUGAAAUAUAUUGCAUAGCAUCCUCAUCACUAGAAUAGUGAACACUGUACCCAAUAGGUAGGAUUUCAUCCCUCAUCCCCCUGGCAUCCUCCCACCUUUCAGAGCCUCCAGUGUCCAUUACUCCAUUCUGUAUGACCAUUGCUAAGCUCCCAACUAUACCCACUUUAUUUUAUUUUAAAAAUUGUUUUCUUUUGCUGCAUACUUCAAUGGAUGCAAAGUCUUUUUCUUUUUUCUUUUUUUCUUUUCUUUUCACAGACGAUGACUUCUUUGUUUGUUUGUUUGUUUGUUUUUGGCUGCUAACUCCCAAGCACAACACUGACAGUGACUUAUAUUUUUAAUUUUUUUUUUUUUUUUUUUGAGACGGAGUCUCGCUCUGUCGCCCAGGCUGGAGUGCUGUGGCGCAAUCUCGGCUCACUGCAAGCUCCACCUCCCGGGUUCACGCCAUUCUCCUGCCUCAGCCUCCCGAGUAGCUGGGACUGCAGGCGCCUGCCACCACGCCCGGCUGAUUUUUUUGUAUUUUUAGUAGAGACGGGGUUUCACUGUGUUAACCAGGAUGGUCUCGAUCUCCUGACCUCGUGAUCCGCCCGCCUCGGCCUCCCAAAAUGCUGGGAUUACAGGCAUGAGUCACCGCGCCCGGCUAUUUUUAAUUUUUUUAAGAGGCAAAGCCUACCUCUGAAGCUCUCUUUUUUUUUCUUUUCACACUUCAAUAAGCUGGUUUAAAUUCUUGCUAUUCUCUAUGCAACCACCUUCUUCUAGAUUAACAGUGCCAGUACAGAUGAUUUGAUUUAUAUAUUGAUUUCAGCAUUUUCUUGUCAUGUACUCAGGUGAGAAGAUUCACACUUUUAUAUGAUGGCUUUACAAAAAAAAUUUGUAAAUGACUGCAUAUGAUAAAGCCUUUGUGCCAAAAUGGGUUCAUGGCUUUAAAAACAUCACUAGAAAUGUCUGUUCAGCUUCCUUACACAUUUUUUAAUUUCCUUCUCUUUUGAUCUUACCCAUUUUUACAACUUAAAGCUUUUUUUUUUUUUUUUGAGACAGGGUCUCACUCUGUCACCUAUGCUCAGGUGCAGUGACACGAACAUGGCUGAAGCACAGCUAAUUUUUUUUUUUUUUUUUUGUAGAGACUGUUUUGCCAUGUUGCCCAGGCUGGUCUCUAACUCCUGGGCUCAGGCGAUCUGCCCACCUUGGCCUUCAGAAGUGCUAGGAUUACAGGUGUGAGCCACCGAGCUGGCCCCAAAACUUUUUUAAUGUUUAAAUUUUACCACUAUACUAAGGAGGAGUUACCCAUUUUUUUAAUUGCCUUUUUUCUUCCUUCUUAUUAGGGAGGGGUAAGGAAGAAGACUUUGUCAGCAGAAAGCAGGUCUUAAUUGCUUUUUUGUUUGUUUGUUUUGUUGCUAUUGAGUUGUUUGAGUUCCUUAUAUGUAUUGGAUAUUAAACCCUUGUCAGAUGUCUGGCUUACAAAUGUUUUCUCCCAUUCCAUAGGCUGUCUCUUUACUCUGGUGAUUAUUUCCUUUGCUGUGCAGAAGCUUUUUAGUUUGUUUGUUUUAGCUACACGUCAUGAACUAAGAAGCUUUUUAGUUUGAUGUGAUAUCAUUUGUCUAUAUUUAAUUUUGUUGUCCGUGCUUUCGGGAUCAAAUCCAAAAUAUCACUACCCACACCAAUGUCUUAUAUGUUUCCCCUAUGUUUUCUUUCUUUCUUUUCUUUCUUUCUCUCUCUCUCUUUCUUUCUUUCCUUCUUUCUUUCUUUCUUUCUUUCCACUGUCAUCUGACCCCCUAUGUUUUCUUCAAGUAGUUUUAGGGUUCUUGGUCUUAUGUUCAAGUCUUUCUUUCUUUCUUUCUUUCUUUCUCUUUCUUUCUUUUUCUUUCUUUCUUUCUUUUCUUUCUUUCUUUCUUUCUUUUUCUUGUUGACAAUUUUCCUGAGCAAACUAAUGCAGGAAUGUUUAAGCUUUUAAUCCAUUUUGAAUUGACUUUAGUAUAUGGUGUUGAAAUAAGGGUCCAAUUUUAUUUUUCUGUUUGCCGAAAUUCAGUUUUCCAUACACCAUUUAUUAAAUAAAGCUGUCUUUUUCUUCUUGG